CCCCCCCCCCCCCCCCCCCCCCCUGCCGCAUUCCGAGCGAUGGCCGACUCCGCCGCCCUCUCCUCCUCCCUCCCGCGCUCGCUGGCGUCCAGGAGGCCCCUCUCCUCCCCGCUCCGCGGCGGCGGGAGGCCCCGGUCCCCGCGCCGCUGCCGCCCCGGGUCGCGGCUGCGCGCCCGGGCGAGGAAGGGCGAGCCCGAGGACCUCUACGGGCCCUACCCGUGGGAGCAGCCCCUGGAUCUCUCCACCGGGUUCGAUAUCGAGUGGGUGCAAGAGGAUAAAAUCACGCUCUUCACUUCCGAUGGGCUGGUUCAGAUAGGCGGUAACAUGGUGCCUCGUCGAGUCACCGCCUCCGAGAAGAGGCAACAAAAGGGAAAAGGCAAACCCCGCCGGUUUCAGGAGAGCUCUUACAUGGAUCCAAAUCAAAGUCUUUGCCUUGGAGCACUGUUUAACAUAGCAGCUACAAAUGGCCUGGACAUGGGUAGAAGAUUAUGCAUCUUUGGCUUUUGUCGGUCUAUUGAAAUGCUAAGCGAUGUGGUGGAAGAUACCGUCUUGGAGCAUGGUGGCGAGAUUGUCACUGCAGAGAAGGCGAGCAGUGACGGCCUUCAGGAGAAGCUGACCAUGUCGGUGGCUGUUCCGUUGCUGUGGGGUGUCCCUCCGGCAUCGGAGACCCUCCAUGUGGCCGUGCGGAGCGGCGGAGGCAUCGUGGACAAGAUCUACUGGCAGUGGGACCUGUUCUAAGAGCCCAGAGCCUGCAGACAUUGGUUGACAAAUAAUCCACCCCACCCACACUGUAUAUAUGAUCCUUAACUGGCCUGGCUGCACGCAUUGUGUCAGCUUGCAACUGUGUUCGUGUCCUUGUGCGCAACCAGCAACAAACUUGGUGUAUACCUGUACAGACCUGAUUCCUCUGGUGCAUAUAAAUAAAUAAAAAGGGUUCCGGAUUCA
This is a messenger RNA of Triticum urartu, 945 nucleotides long. RefSeq names its product D-tagatose-1,6-bisphosphate aldolase subunit. Lineage: Eukaryota; Viridiplantae; Streptophyta; Magnoliopsida; Poales; Poaceae. The record is from RefSeq and is a predicted model, not a curated record.